AAACAUGUUGAAGUGUGCAGUGGGCAUGGCUGCUAUCCAGCGCUUGAAGGAUGUUUUGGAUAUCUUAGCUGGGGAUGAGGUCACUAAAGGACCAGCCAAACACACUAUGACUCAAUCUGUAAUCGCGGUUUCUGCCACUCUGCUGGGUGCUAUUGUAGGCGGGAGAGCCGGAGGACUUGUGGGGGGUUUGGUUGGUGCUGCUGCUGGAGCGUUAACCCUCCCUGAAUACCGUCCUCUUGCUAAAUGUGUCACCGGGGACAGUAAAGUAGCUAUCGCUACGAUUGUGAGCGACAUCGGACUGGUCGCGUUCAGAGAGCUCGUCAAAAAUGGUCCAGGUCUUCUUAAAUGGAUGCAGAGUGUGGUUGUUAAGAAAUGAACAACAGAAUGUGAGGUUUCAUGACCGAAAAUCGUUAGAUUAUCAUGAGCUGUUAUAUUUUGUUUAGAAGAGAUACGAUAAUAAUUUGUUAAUUUUUCAAUUAAACAAGAUUUUUUUUUCAGUGAAUAGGAACAAUAAAUUUAAUUUUUAGUUUCUGUUCGACUGAGUUCUGCAUCAGAGCAGUGCAAAGACGAAAAAUACAUGCCAAAAUUUGAAAUCAGUCAUUUAGAUGGUGUCGAUCGAUUUGUUAUCAUUGCCACGAUGUAGUGAGCAUGAGCAGGGCUGUCAACUGUAAGAUAGUGAGCAUGAGCAGGGCUGUCCACUGUAAGAUAUUAAACAAAUUAUUUUAAAUUAUUUCAUUAUCAAGAUCAGAUUGUAAUCCGAAAAAUCUUGUACAGUUAGUGAAUUUUAUAUAUUUUUCAAUGAUUAAUUCGAAAUUUAUUUAUUAUUCCAGUAAGACCUUUUAUGUUUGUUACUAAUUGUAGUUCAUUAUACUUA
Molecule: messenger RNA, 874 nt
Organism: Bolinopsis microptera
Lineage: Eukaryota; Metazoa; Ctenophora; Tentaculata; Lobata; Bolinopsidae
Exons: 2
Coding region: 5-376 (123 amino acids)
Source: RefSeq, a predicted model, not a curated record